Molecule: messenger RNA, 1648 nt
Organism: Lagopus muta (rock ptarmigan)
Lineage: Eukaryota; Metazoa; Chordata; Aves; Galliformes; Phasianidae
Gene: MORN3
Product: MORN repeat containing 3
Exons: 6
Coding region: 370-1089 (239 amino acids)
Source: RefSeq, a predicted model, not a curated record
CCCGCAGCGGUGGCUGGAAGCGCUGCGCUCCGCUGCAGGUCGGUGCCCGCGGGGCGGCUGGGCCGGGCGGUCGGGAGGCGCGGGCCCGUCUGCAGGUGGGCUUUCCCGACCCACUGCCGCCUCGCUGGGAACGUCCUGCGCUGAGCUCACAAUGAGCUCGUUUCCCACUGCUGCUGCCCGGCACCGCUGGUGAGGAGCGAGACGGGAAGCGCGAUACACAACAACGCUGCUCACUGGUCGUCAUGGACAAAAAUGGUUUUUGUUAGCAGUGAUUAGACACGAAAUAACUUUUGAAUCAUCAAGUGGAGAGCUAAGGGUGAAUGUCGACUCGUUUUCUAAGAUCCUUGAUUUAUCUAAGCUGAGAACACAAUGCCUGUUGUGAAAUACCCCAGGGCUGCAGAGCCUCUCUGGCAUGAAUGGGACAGGAAAGCACAGAAAGAUGGAUUAAGACAUACAGUCUAUGCCGUAAAUGGGGAUCAGUAUACCGGAGAAUGGUUGGACAACUUGAAACACGGUAAAGGCACCCAGAUCUGGAAGCACAACGGCGCUAUUUACAGCGGCGACUGGAAGUUUGGGAAGCGGGAUGGGUACGGCUCGUACAGCAUCCCUGACCCCGUGACCAAGGAGUACCUGAAGGUGUACACAGGCUGGUGGAGAAACGACAAAAAAUGCGGCUACGGGACGAUGCUCUACCCCAGCGGGGAGCGCUACGAGGGCGAGUGGAGCAGCGGGCAGAGGAGCGGCUGGGGUCGGAUGUGCUACGGAGACGGCUCCACCUACGAGGGGCAGUGGCUGGCAGACCGGCCGGGCGGGCAGGGGAUGCUGUGCCUGCCAAACAAUGACAGGUACGAAGGAGGUUGGAAAGAUGGAAAGAAGCAUGGCCCAGGCAGAUUCUUCUUCUUGGAUAAGGGACAACUGCUUGAAGGCAUUUGGGUGACAGAUGUACCAAAAUGCGGGAUUAUGAUCGACUUCAGCAGAGAUGCAGCUCCUGCCCCCACCCAGUAUCCAAUCCCAAAGAUUGAACUAGCUGAUCCUGAUGGCGUUUUAGCAGAGGCCCAAGUGAUGUUUGAUGACAGCCAGAACGACUAACUGGAUGCUGAAGGACAAAAGAUGCAGGAUAAGAACACGAUCUCGGGUUACUUACGUGCCUCAUGCCCAUGCUGCUGUACGUCGUCUUGUGGUCAGCCUCACCCGUCCCCCAGAACUGCCCCUGUAUGCCUCACUGUGCAGGCAGCUGUGCUUCAGGCCUCCUCCCACCCACCGUUAUUUAAACACGAGCAGCAAUCAAAUAACAACCACUCACAGCAGCAAAAUGUGCUGGGGGAUGCAGCGACUCUUCGCCCAGCUCCUGGCUCAUUCCUCCUGCUGCUCACAAGGUCAGUGGCUGCCUGCUGAGGAACACACCGGGCAGCAGGCAAUUGGUUCACCUGAUUUCAACUACGCUCCAGAGUAUCACAUCCUGUUUACAGCUGCGAGGUCCCUUUUCACUUUCUGUCAGCUGGAAGAUAACCUACUUUUCUAUUUAAACACUUGGAAAAGAGCAGAGCACUUAGUGUCAAGAUUUAAACAGUGCUGAUGGGAGGAAAAGCAUUCUGCCAACAUUAGGCUCUUUAUACCUGUGUGAACAGGAAACACCAUCUUUGUAUGA